Molecule: messenger RNA, 429 nt
Organism: Colletotrichum siamense
Lineage: Eukaryota; Fungi; Ascomycota; Sordariomycetes; Glomerellales; Glomerellaceae
Exons: 1
Coding region: 1-429 (142 amino acids)
Source: RefSeq, a predicted model, not a curated record
AUGGAUCCUCUCACAGCCCUCGGCCUAGUUGCGAACAUCGUUCCCUUCAUCGAAAUCGCCGCCAAAGUCCUGAAAACCGCCAAAGAAAUCCACGACUCCGAGUCUGGCGGACUGGACGACAACAUCAACUUGGAGAAGUAUGCAACUCAGCUGGAGCAGCACUGCGACGACCUUCUCGAUCCCGAUUCUCCCGAUCUCAUUGGAGAUGACAAGGAGCUUUUUGAUCUGGCGACAGAUUGUCAGAAGCUCGCUCGCGACCUUCUGGUUGUUCUUGACAGAUUAAAGCCCGCAGACCGGUCUUCCAAGUGGCAGUCUCUGAAGUCUGCCGCGAAGAAUCUCUGGCGCUCAACAGAUAAGGAGAUGUUGGAGAAGAGACUCGAGUCAUGUAGAAGCCAGUUUGAAGCCCAGCUCAACCAAAGACGCAGGUAA